Messenger RNA from Melanotaenia boesemani (Boeseman's rainbowfish), 3686 nucleotides. RefSeq names its product glutaminase kidney isoform, mitochondrial-like. The transcript is spliced from 18 exons. Gene Ontology annotation, biological process: L-glutamine catabolic process. NCBI's taxonomy places the organism in Eukaryota, Metazoa, Chordata, Actinopteri, Atheriniformes, Melanotaeniidae. The coding region runs from base 1 to 1857 and encodes 618 amino acids. The record is from RefSeq and is a predicted model, not a curated record. Gene Ontology annotation, molecular function: protein binding; glutaminase activity.
AUGUUACACUUUCGGUCCACGGUAGUGCUGAAAGAGUUCAUCCAGCUGAGCGGGAGAGCCGGUGUUAAAGCGACACCUGCAGCCGGUUUCAGCACCGUCCGCCCGGACUGGAGGUCACCGGGGGGAGGGAGGGUGUUCGCCGGGUGGAGAGCCCCGCAGCAUCUCACAGGAACGCCUGGAUGGAGAUGGUUUUGCUCCAAAGGCGACGGCCAAAAUGAAGCAGCCAAGGACGCCUCAGCAGAGAAGAGAAGGAAGGCCGGCAUCCUGCCCAGCCUGGAGGACCUGCUCUUCUACACCAUCGCUGAGGGCCAGGAAAAAAUCCCUGCACACAAAUUCACCACAGCUCUGAAAGCAACGGGACUUCGUACAGGAGACCCCCGGCUGAAGGAGUGCAUGGAGAUGCUGAAGGUGACUCUGAAGACCACGUCGGACGGAGCGCUAGACCGACACCUCUUUAAGAAGUGUGUCCAGAGCAACAUCGUCCUCCUCACCCAGGCCUUCAGGAAGAAGUUCGUCAUCCCAGACUUCCAGUCCUUCUGCGCUCAUAUUGAUGAUCUCUAUGACAACGCCAAAAACCUGCCUGGAGGCCAGGUGGCGGACUACAUUCCCCAGCUGGCCCGCUUCAGUCCUGACCUGUGGGCUGUGGCUCUGUGCACCGUGGACGGACAAAGGCACACCGUCGGCGACACCAAGGUUCCCUUCUGUCUGCAGUCCUGCGUCAAGCCGCUGAAAUACGCCAUCGCCGUCCACGACCACGGCACCGAGUACGUUCACCGCUUCAUCGGCAAGGAGCCCAGCGGCCUGAGGUUCAACAAGCUCUUCCUGAACGAGGACGAUAAACCCCACAACCCCAUGGUCAACGCCGGCGCCAUCGUCUGCACCUCCCUCAUUAAGCAAGGGGCCAGCAACGCUGAGAAAUUUGAUUACGUGAUGAACUUCAUGAACAAACUGGCAGGGAACGAGUAUGUGGGCUUCAGCAACGCCACCUUCCAGUCUGAGCGCGAGUCUGGAGACAGAAACUUUGCCAUCGGCUACUAUCUGAAGGAGAAGAAGUGUUUUCCAGAGGGGACUGACAUGACCUCCAUCCUGGACUUUUACUUCCAGCUCUGCUCCAUCGAGGUCACCUGUGAGAGUGCCAGCGUAAUGGCGGCGACGCUCGCCAACGGAGGCUUCUGUCCAAUCACAGGAGAGCGUGUUCUGAGCCCUGAGGCGGUGCGAAACACUCUGAGUCUGAUGCAUUCCUGCGGCAUGUAUGAUUUCUCCGGACAGUUUGCUUUCCACGUGGGUCUGCCGGCUAAAUCCGGAGUAGCCGGUGGGAUUCUGCUGGUUGUUCCCAACGUGAUGGGCAUCAUGUGUUGGUCUCCUCCGCUGGACAAGCUGGGCAACAGCGUGAGAGGCAUCCAGUUCUGCACGGACCUGGUUUCUCUGUGUAACUUCCACAACUACGACAAUCUGAGGCACUUUGCUAAGAAACUGGAUCCUCGUAGGGAGGGGGGAGACCAGAGGGUGAAGUCGGUCAUCAACCUGCUGUUUGCAGCGUACACUGGAGACGUGUCGGCUCUGAGGAGGUUUGCGCUGUCCUCCAUGGACAUGGAGCAGAGGGACUACGACUCCAGGACGGCGCUCCACGUUGCAGCUGCUGAAGGACACGCGGAGGUGGUUCGAUUCCUGCUGGAGGCCUGUAAAGUCAACCCGGUACCCAGAGACAGGUGGGGGAACACGCCGAUGGACGAGGCCGUGCACUUUGGCCACCACGACGUGGUGACCAUCCUCCGGGAUUACCACAACCAGUACAGCCCCCAGGACAGCAGCCCUGACAAGCAGAGCGCAGAGACCAACCUGGACGGCAUGCUGUGAGGGGACGGAGUGGACGGUGAGGACAGGAAGCAGGGGACGGAGUGGACGGUGAGGACAGGAAGCAGAGGACGGAGUGGACGGUGAGGACAGGAAGCAGGGGAUAACUGGAAGGAGCUUUCAGCUGAGAGAUGGUUCUGUAAAGAUGUAAAUAAUCUUUGUAAACCAAGUCAGCUGAUCCGAUGUGUAUUUGGGGGGGCUGCCCCAUCCCCCAUGACAAGACCCCCCCUGAAGGGGAAGUUCCCCCUCGUCCUCCUCACCCUGUCCAUCAGAGACAUUUCCAUGUUUUUUCUGGUCCUUCCUGAACCUCUGACUGGGUUUUAUUCUGAAGGGUAAAACAGGAAGUAGGAGUGUCGGCUUCCUGCCAGUGGAACCUUUGUGUGUGUGUGUGUGUGUGUGUGUGUGUGUGUGUGUGUGUGUGUGUGUGAGCAGAGGAAGAGGCUGUAAAUACGUCCAGGACUGUUAUAAAGGUGCCGUAUGUAACAUCAGUUCAGUGACAGAAAAAUGUCAUUAAAACAGUUUCUGUUGGUUUUUAUUCUCUUUAAAUCUUCUCAUCGUGGGUCCACUUACAUGCAGCUGCCACCAUCUUUCCUACGGUAGCUCUGAGUAGACAAACAUGAAAAUAUGGAGGAAUUUGUCCACUGACGGCCACCGUCUUUUCACAGCAUGUUGUGUCCUUCUCCGCCACUAGAUGGCAGUAAUUCUACACACUGCACCUUUAAACAGGCACGGCGCUGCCAGACCAUGAAGCUUUCAGCAGAAGGAAUCUUCCUCUUCCUCGUCAGCUGUUUCCUGUUCAGCCUGAUGACAGAGGUCUUCUGGUGGUUUCCAGAUGAACCCAGCUGACAGUCAGACCUCUUUGGGUUUAGGCUGUUGUAACUGCACCUGAACGCAUCAUGGACAAACUGCUGCAAACGCAGCACAGAACAGAUUCUAGACAUGAAGAAUGUCCUGGAUGGUCCUGGAUGGUCCUGGGUGGUCUUGGGUGCAGAAUGAAGCUGAUAAAAGUGGAAAUGGACGGUGGCAGGUAUAUGCAGCGAUCAGCUGUUCAUUCUGCUGCUGGAACAUUUUCUCAUGUUUCUGAUUUUAGUCUUAAGUGGUGUUAAAGUUGUGGAUUAAAGUUGUGGAUUAAAGUUGUGGAUUAAAGUUCUGGAUUAAAAUCUUCUGAACUGGAAACAGGUGGAUUAUUUAACUUAAUUUAUGUGAUUUCUGCUUGAAUUUCAGAUUUGAACUAAAACAGAAAAAUCUGGAAUUUUUCCUCUGCUGAGGUUUUAUGUGAGGAUGGAAAAGCUUUGUGGUGAGUGUGUGUUGGUGUGUGAUGAGUUCGUGGACACUCAGGAAGGGUUGGGGAUGACAGAUUUACCCCAGAUUGUCUCACUUGUGCACACGUUUUGUGAUGUUGGAAGUUUCUGGAGGAUCAGCAGGAAGAUUUCAGAUUCCAGGUCGGACGUCUGCAACGUUCCCUCAGCCAGCAAUAAAAGAGAAAUGAUUGUAGGGAGGAGACAGACCCUGUCCCGGUCCAGUCUGAUGGUGUCCCGGUCCGGUCUGAUGUGUCCUGGUCCGGUCUGGUGUGUCCUGGUCCGGUCUGAUGUGUCCUGGUCCGGUCUGAUGUGUCCUGGUCCGGUCUGGUGUGUCCUGGUCCGGUCUGGUGUGUCCUGGUCCGGUCUGAUGUGUCCUGGUCCGGUCUGGUGUGUCCUGGUCCGGUCUGGUGUGUCCUGGUCCGGUCUGGUGUUUGUGCUGCUGAUUCUGAAUGUAACGUGUUUGCUGUCGUUCUUUCUUCUUCAUGUGUAUUUGACAGAUAUUUAUUUACUCAUUAAAAACUUUAAUGUUUA